This is a messenger RNA of Merops nubicus (carmine bee-eater), 858 nucleotides long. It is a transcript of the gene CLN8, whose product is annotated as ceroid-lipofuscinosis, neuronal 8 (epilepsy, progressive with mental retardation). NCBI's taxonomy places the organism in Eukaryota, Metazoa, Chordata, Aves, Coraciiformes, Meropidae. The record is from RefSeq and is a predicted model, not a curated record. Gene Ontology annotation, biological process: lipid homeostasis. Bases 1 to 858 code for a protein of 285 amino acids. Gene Ontology annotation, cellular component: endoplasmic reticulum; membrane. The transcript is spliced from 2 exons.
AUGAAUCCUACAAAUGACGGCCCAGUAUUUGGGACCAUUUUUGACUGGGACUAUCUCUUAUGGGAAGUUCGUUUGACAUUUUUAGCUGCUGGUUUUUUAAUCUAUUUGGGAGUAUUUCUUCUGUCACACUGGUUGUCUACACGGAUAAGUACCACUUAUGGUGCUUUGUAUGCAAAGGAGAAGGUCUUUUGGAAUAUGGCAGUCACACGUGGUGUGUUUGGACUUCAGAGUUGUAUUGCUGGGUUAUGGGCUUUGCUCAUAGAUCCUGUUUUUCAUGCUGACAAAGUGUAUUCACAGCAAAAGUGGAGUUGGUUUAACUGUUUAAUAGCUGCUGGAUUUUUCUUGCUUGAAAAUGUAGCUGUUCACGUGUCCAACGUUAUUUUUAGAACAUUUGAUGUGUUCUUAGUAGUUCAUCACUUGCUUGCUUUUGGUGGCUUGGCUGGUCUAGUAAUUAAUGUGAAAUCUGGACAUUAUCUGCCUUUGAUGGGAAUGUUGCUGGAGAUGAGUACGCCCUCAACCUGCAUUUCCUGGAUGCUUCUAAAGGCUGGCUGUGCUAACACCUUUUUCUGGAAGGCAAACCAGUGGGUGAUGAUCCACCUGUUCCACUGCCGCAUGAUUCUCACUUACCACAUGUGGUGGGUGUGUAUUUUCAAUUGGACAUCUGUGAUAGAAAAUCUGGGACUUCUUCAUUUUAUUGUUUUGUUCUCGGGGUUAUUUGCUGUUACACUAAUACUUAACCCAUACUGGACGUACAAAAAAACGCAGCAGCUCCUCAGCCCAACUGACUGGAACUUUGAAAAUAAAAAAAUGGAAAACGGAAAAUUAAACGGUGAAACACCUCAGAAGAAGGGGAUAUAA